AUGACAACGUCAUAUAGUGUGAAGUUAUAUGUUUAUGAUUUAUCGGGAGGUAUGGCGAGUGCGUUGUCUCCUGGAUUAAUUGGUCGGCAAAUAGAGGGCAUAUGGCAUACAUCUGUAGUUAUUUAUGGCAUGGAAUGGUAUUACGGACAAGGUAUAUUAUUUGAUUUACCGGGAGAAACACCAUACGGCUCACCAAAAAAUAUACUUGAUAUGGGUUACUCCGAGAUCCCCCAAGAAAUAUUCACAGAAUUUAUCGACGAGUUACGUGAGAAGUACACUAUGGACAAGUAUCAUUUAUUGGAUAACAACUGUAAUAACUUCACUAAUCAAGUGUGUCAGUUCUUGACUGGACAAUCCAUACCGGAGUAUAUUACAGAUUUACCUGCAGAUUUUUUGAACACUCCAUUAGGACAACAACUUCGCCCAAUAAUAGAAAACAUGUUUGGACAAAAUAGACAACCAUAA
This is a messenger RNA of Ambispora leptoticha, 465 nucleotides long. The record is from the annotation of a GenBank genome assembly. Lineage: Eukaryota; Fungi; Glomeromycota; Glomeromycetes; Archaeosporales; Ambisporaceae.